CUGACGGGUGCCGCCGCGGCGACUCACCGGGAUGAGAAGCAGCGUCGCAGCGCGAUGAGCUCGAGCGAGGACGCGGCAGUGGAGGGUCUCUCCCUGGAGGAGAUACUGAGGCUCUACAGCCAGCCCAUCAACGAGGAGCAGGCAUGGGCGGUGUGUUACCAGUGCUGCAGGACGCUGGCGAGGGAGCAUCGGAGCAGGGGGAGCUCCUCCGCCGCCGGAGCAUCGUCAGCGGCGGCUCCGAGGAAGAUAACGGGACCGGAGGACGUCCGGAUACAAAGAGACGGGUCCGUGAGCCUGCAGCAGCGGGACCGCGAAGGUAAAUACAGUCCUUGCACAACAACAGAGGUGAUUGAGUCUCUGGGCAUCAUGAUCUACAAGGCUCUGGACUACGGCCUGAAGGAGAACGAGGAGAGGGAGCUCAGCCCUCCUCUGGAGCAGCUCAUCGACCUUAUGACCAACAUGGCCGAGGCGGAGAGGGACGCCUGCCCCGACGAAGGCUACGAGGCAACAGAGGAAGAGGACGAGGCUGAGGAUGACGCCGGCAACAUCUGCAGUGUCCCCGGCUACAGAGAUAUCUUCAAGGGGGAGCCUGCUGACCAGGAGCCUGGCUGACAUCGUCAAGAAGGACGACUUUGUUCUGGACUCGGAGUACCUCAUCACUAUGCUCGUAGUUGUACCAAAGACGGCAUAUGCUGACUGGCAGAAAACAUAUGAGACACUGUCUGAGAUGGUGGUGCCCCGGUCCUCAAAUCUGCUAUUUGAAGACAAUGACAGCGGACUGUUCAGCGUCACUCUAUUCCUGAAAGCCAUCGACGACUUCAAGCUCAAAGCUCGAGAGAACAAGUUCAUAGUGAGAGACUUCCAGUACAACGAGGAGGAGAUGAAAGCAGACAAAGAGGAGAUGACACGGCUCUCUACGGAUAAGAAGAAGCAGUUUGGCCCGCUGGUCCGAUGGCUGAAAGUGAACUUCAGUGAAGCCUUCAUCGCGUGGAUUCACAUCAAAGCACUGAGAGUGUUUGUGGAAUCGGUUCUAAGAUAUGGGCUGCCGGUGAACUUUCAGGCCAUGCUCCUGCAGCCAAACAAGAAGACCGUGAAGAAGCUGAGGGAGGUGCUGAAUGAUCUUUACAAACAUCUAGACAGCAGUGCAGCAGCUAUCAUCGACUGUGCGAUGGACAUCCCGGGCCUGAACCUCAGCCAGCAGGAGUAUUAUCCUUACGUCUACGACAAGAUCAACUGUAACCUGUUGGACUUUAAAGUUUAACACUUUGGCUGUUAUGUCUUUAUGCCGAUUGUUUUCUCAUGACUUAGAUCUGCUCUUCCCUGAACGUCCCUCCCCGUCUUCCCCCCGCUAUCCGUUUCCUCACCGCCACCUCUCCCGCUUGAAUGAGAACGCUGCAUGUUCAUUCCUUGUGGUGAAACAGCCCUACCGUAAGCUUCUAUCAUUUUUAAAACCAAGGGAAAAAAGUAAACAAUUUUUCAUUAGUGUCAUUGUUUACACUUUGUUUUUUUGACGUGAGGUGGGUUAAGAAAUGCUAAAAAGAUAAGUAUAUUUAAAGCCUCAUUCCACUUGUGUUGGCUUAUAUUGAUCCUGAAGAUCCUGAGUGUUCAGAGAUUUGUGUUCAUAUGUUAUCACUGCUACCCACGGCAACCGGACUCGUUAUUUGUUCCUGAGAUUGUGGUGUGGCUUUGUGUAACGUGUGUGUUCUCGUCUGAUGUUGUGUAUAUUUGCUGUGAAAUAAGAUCUGUAUCAGAGUAUUGUGUGUAAGCCAGUGAUUGAAUAAAUAUGAUCGAUGAAUAUACCAAA
Molecule: messenger RNA, 1804 nt
Organism: Gasterosteus aculeatus aculeatus (three-spined stickleback)
Lineage: Eukaryota; Metazoa; Chordata; Actinopteri; Perciformes; Gasterosteidae
Source: RefSeq, a predicted model, not a curated record